ACUAACUUGAGGCAAGGCCGUUUGAGUCAUCGUCUCCGUCAUCCUGAGCUGGUUUCUGUAAUCAUCGGCGAAAUUCAUAGCAUUCAAUUAUACGUUACUAACUUUCAGCUAAGAAAACCUGAAAAUUGAGCCCAAGAAAGCAAAGACUUACAGUCUGUUUCAGAGAGAACGACAUGUCGUUCCUCGUGCCAUCGUCCCUGUCAAGCACACAAAACCUCAGUGAACCCUAGUAUUUGGCGGAAGAGUAAACAGAGAGAAAGAAACGCACCAGAGGAAGACUUCGGUGAGCUUCAACAGAGAUCCGAGAGCUCUCAUAGCCGGCCCUUCCUCUUCAGCUUCAACCAUCUCUACUCCGUCGCAGUCUCAGGCUUCGACUUAUUCGGCGUCCUCGUUUUUAUAGCUCCGGCGUAAAGCGAAACGACGCCGUCUGCUCUAGGAGGAAAAGAAAAAAGAAAAAGUAAAACGGUGCGUUUUGGUGAGGUGACAGGGUUUAAGAAAAAAGCGAGGACGCGGAGGAGAAAGAAAAUUGAAGGAGAAAAAUGGAAGACGAGGAAAUAGAGGAGGGGAUGCUGGUGGAGGAAGAAGCUGCUCCGCCGCGGCCGGAGAAGUCGCCGUACGAAGUUUUGCGAGAGAGCAAAUCUUCGGUGGAAGACGUAGUUGCCAGAAUGCUCUCCAUCAAAAAAGAAGGCAAACCUAAAUCGGAGGUCCGUGAGCUCGUCACUCAGAUGUUCCUCAACUUCGUCACUCUCCGCCAGGCGAACCGUUCGAUCUUGCUUGAGGAGGACCGCGUGAAAUCGGAGACGGAGAGCGCGAAGGCUCCGGUGGACAUGACGACGUUGCAGCUCCACAAUUUGAUGUACGAGAAGAGUCACUACGUGAAGGCCAUCAAAGCUUGCAAAGAUUUCAAGUCCAAGUACCCGGACAUCGACCUUGUGCCGGAAGAAGAGUUCUUCCGGGAUGCUCCGGCGAGUAUCAAAGAGCCAACAUUGUCAAACGACGCGGCGCAGGACCUGAUGCUCAAGAGGCUCAAUUUCGAGCUACAUCAGCGGAAGGAGCUGUGUAAGCUUAAUGAGAAGCUGGAGAUGCAUAAGAAGGGGUUGCAGGAGACGAUUGCGAGUCGGAAGAAGUUCUUGAACAGUCUUCCCUCGCACCUCAAGUCUCUGAAGAAGGCGUCACUGCCGGUGCAGAAUCAGUUUGGAAAUAUGCACACGAAGAAGCUCAAACAGCAUCACUCGGCCAAGUUGCUGCCGCCACCUCUCUAUGUGGUUUACUCGCAGUUCUCGGCGCAGAAGGAAGCUUUUGAAGAACAGAUUGAUUUGGAGAUUGUUGGAAGUGUGAAGGAUGCUCAAGCUUUUGUGCACCAGCAAGCAAAUAGAGACACAGGUGUUUCUACAAAUGGAGAGGCUAGUAGGUUAGAUGAUGAUGCACCAGAUGAGGAAGAUGAUGGGCAGAGAAGGAGAAAGAGACCCAAGAGAGCUCCAACCAAGCAGAACCCUGAUCAAUCAGGAGUAUAUCAAUUGCACCCGUUGAAAGUUAUUCUUCAUGUUUAUGACAAUGAGGCUUCUGAUCCUAAGUCUGCAAAACUAGUAACCCUCAAGUUUGAGUAUUUGUUGAAGUUGAAUGUUGUCUGUGUUGGAGUUGAAGGAUCUCAUGAGGCAGCGGAGAAUAACAUCUUAUGUAACCUAUUCCCAGAUGACACUGGCCUUGAGCUUCCCCAUCAGUCAGCCAAGCUUAUUGUUGAUGGGACUCCUGCAUUUGAUGAAAAGAGAACAUCCCGUCCAUAUAAGUGGGCCCAGCAUUUGGCUGGAAUUGAUUUUUUGCCUGAGGUGUCACCUUUGCUUGCUGUCCAUGAUGCUCCAACCAGUGCCAUAACUAAAACUGAUGCUGUUAUGUCUGGUCUGUCGCUUUAUCGCCAGCAAAAUCGAGUACAGACAGUUGUACGUAGAAUUCGCUCUCGGAAGAAAGCUCAGAUGGCUCUUGUGGAACAGCUUGAAUCACUCAUGAAGCUUAAAUGGCCAGCUUUGUCUUGUAAAAGUGUUCCAUGGGCUUUGCAUGCUCCUCUGUGCAAAUUACAUGGUUGUUCACCUGUAGGACCUCCACCUACUCCGGCAUCAUCUUUGUCGGCCAUAGAUAAGGAGCAGGUUCAGGAACCUAUAGAUGCUGAUUCAGUUGGGCGAUCUGGUUCUUCAAAGGAAGAGCUGGAGAGUAUGAGGGAAGAUGGGGAACUUCCAUCUUUGGUUCAAGUUGCAUCAGUCAGUGAUGAUAAACUUGUUCAGCACAAAGGAGACUCUAGGAGGCUAUCAUUACUUUCGAAAAGACCUCCCGUCAGUACUGCAAAGCCACUAAGUUAUAAAAGACAUAAUGAAGAAUUAGAUUUUUUGCUGGAUACUGAAAGUGAUGUGGAUGAAGCUGCACAUAUUACGCCAGAAGAAGAAAAUGGGGUGCCUAUCCAAUGCUUUGAGGUGGCUGGAAAUUCAUGGGUGGAUUUCGGGACAAGGGAAUUUCGUCUUGUUUUAACCAGGAGAAUAGACUCAGAGAAGAGGAAUGUGAAGUUAGAAGCCAAGAUUAAGAUCAGCAUGGAGUAUCCUUUGAGGCCUCCCUUUUUUACAUUGAGUCUUUGCACUAUGUCUGGAGAAAAUCAUUAUGUGAGUGAUGAUUCUGAGUUGUACAAUGAACUUCGUGCAAUGGAAGCCGAGGUCAAUCUUCACAUUGUAAAGAUGUUAUCUCAAAAUGAAGAAAAUAAUAUCCUAGGUCAUCAAGUUUGUUGUCUAGCAAUGUUGUUCGACUAUUACAUGGACGAAGCAUCCCCAUCUUCUGAGAAGAGAAAGAGUACAUCAGUGGUUGAUGUUGGAUUGUGUAAGCCUGUUAGUGGUCAGCUUAUUGCCAGAUCAUUUAGAGGAAGGGAUCGCAGGAAGAUGAUAUCCUGGAAGGAUAUGGAAUGCAAUCCUGGCUAUCCAUACUAGAUGUAUAACUUCGGUAACUAUAAUCUCUGAUUAUGGCAAAACUGUUGCCGGCGAUUGCUGUGUCAUUAAGCAAUUGACAGAAGAAAGCAGAGAAGGAUAUUUAUUCUAUCUAUUACAACAGAUUUUCUUUCUCGUCCAAAACCUUAUUUUGGUUAGUGUUCUACUGUUGAGUAUUAUUAUUUCCA
Molecule: messenger RNA, 3148 nt
Organism: Fragaria vesca subsp. vesca
Lineage: Eukaryota; Viridiplantae; Streptophyta; Magnoliopsida; Rosales; Rosaceae
Product: THO complex subunit 5 homolog B-like
Exons: 7
Coding region: 540-2963 (807 amino acids)
Biological process (GO): positive regulation of DNA-templated transcription, elongation; mRNA export from nucleus
Cellular component (GO): THO complex part of transcription export complex
Molecular function (GO): mRNA binding
Source: RefSeq, a predicted model, not a curated record